AGCUAUUCUUAGGCUGUCUGUCCAGUUCAUCUGAGCAGAGGCUGUUUGGUACGUGCCCCGCCCCCUCCCAAAUCCAUUUUCCCCAUCCAUUUGGAGAAAUUCUGUUGCUUAAACAAUACAAAGGCUUUUUUGAACAAUGACUUCGUACAACGUGUCACUCUCUGGACCUCCACCUUGGGGCUUCCGGUUGCAAGGAGGCAAGGACUUCAAUAUGCCCCUCACCGUUUCUAGGAUUACACCGGGGAGCAAGGCGGCCUCCAGCAAUCUGAUCCAGGGGGAUAUCAUCGUGGCCAUUGAUGGGGUCAGCACAGACGGGAUGACACACCUGGAGGCCCAAAACAAGAUCAAGUCUGCCAACUUCAAUCUGGCUCUCACCAUGCAAAGGUCAAAGCGACCCACCCCAGUUCCAAUUGCCACACCAAGAAUUGAAUCUCCGAUGCCUGUGAUUCCUCAUCAGAAGGUUAUUACCCACGCUCCUGCCAACAAUGAGUUCCUGCCCAGCUUCAACCCUAUAGCACUGAAGGACACUGCCCUCUCCACCAACAAGCCCAUCGAGGUGAAGGGGCCUGGAGGAAAGGCCACCAUCAUCCAUGCCCAGUACAACACCCCCAUCAGCAUGUACUCCCAGGAUGCUAUAAUGGAUGCCAUCGCUGGUCAGUCCCAGGCCAGGGGUAGCGAAAUGUCCGGCAAUGAAACUGACUCACAGCUAUCUAAUCUGCCAGUUAAAGAACGUGUUAUAGACAGUGCUUCCCCAGUGUAUCAGGCUGUCAUCCCCAGUGAAAUCGAUCAACUUGGGCCCGCUGAUUGGGCCAGAAGAGCCGCCCAGCUGCAGUCCAAGUCCUUCCGCGUCCUCGCCCACAUUACUGGAACUGAAUACAUGCAAGACCCUGAUGAGGAAGCUCUGAGAAAGUCAAGGGAAAGAUUUGAAUCUGAAGCCAAAGGCCCCCGUUUUGCUAAACUGAAAAACUGGCACAAUGGCCUGUCGGCACAAAUACUCAACGUGCCUCAGUAAAGCACCCCGACAUAUAGAGAAAGUUUAGAAAGGUGGCAUAGACAGACUGCAGUACUGAAGUAAGAGGAAAGUCAAAGCAUGUGAGAGGAAAGCAGAGAAGAUGAAGAUGAGUGUCUGUUGUGUUGUUUGACAGAUCACUACAGUUUUGAGUUGUUCACUCUAUAGUAUAGAUUUAGGAAUAGUUGACGAGAAUGUAGCCACCAUUUAACUUCUCUCUUUUGUGCUGGCUUGAUUGCUUUUUGGAUGGUUGUUGAGAACACCAUUGCACUUGUAUAUUAGAUCCAUCAAAUAAAAGAAAUGUGAUCAAACUAA
Molecule: messenger RNA, 1324 nt
Organism: Danio rerio (zebrafish)
Lineage: Eukaryota; Metazoa; Chordata; Actinopteri; Cypriniformes; Danionidae
Gene: ldb3a
Product: LIM domain binding 3a
Cellular component (GO): Z disc
Source: RefSeq, marked validated